AUGACACAUAAUUGGUAUCCACCAACAUAUUAUAAUCAUUUUCUUGAACAUCCAAUUCUGUGGAGCCCUGAAAGAAGACGCUCGGAAGAACAAAGAUUAGCUCAUGAGUGUUUCGAAGUUUGGAAAACCCAAGAACGUGUGAAACGAAGUGAAAAGUUGAAAAAUCAAUCGGAGUAUCGUGAAAUGGUGAACAAUUGGAAUCCAUGGGGUCAGCCGGGAAAUGGUGCACCUAAUAUGGAUACUCGAAUACGAAAUCUUGAAAUGGAUGGAUUAUUCCCGGCCGAUAAGAAUGUUGUUCGUCAAAGCCAAACACUGCCGCGAAUAGGGAAAAAUAAAUAUUUAUGUACCAGUAUGACUGCUGUUUCGGGAGGUUCUGGUGCACCACUUCGAAAUGAGUCAGGAAGACUUCUCGUUCCGUUGAGAGAAGAUCCGUUAAUUACAUUCAGUGAUUCGACAAGAAAUUAUGUUGACAAAGAUUUACGAUAUCGAACGACACCUGCCGAACAAAAUGCUUACCGACAAGACUUGGAUCGGAUUGUUGAAGAGAAGAAACGAAUGAGAUAUAAUGAAAAGAAUGGAAUCGGAUCAACUUAUAGAAAUAAUUAUGAAGAUCCUUGGGGUCGACCAGGGCCUGGUGGAACUCCUUGGCGUGAUCCAAAAAAUAUUGGGCACAAUUUUAUGAAAUCUAUGGGGUGGACUACGAAAGAUACUUUGAAAUCUUUGAAUAAUGAAAUGAAUGAUGGAAAACAUUUGUUGGAUGAAGAUCAAAUUUAUCAUCCGCCUAAAUUGGCACUUAAGAAGCCACCGAUGCCCUGUUGUGAUCGAUGUUCAUGUCAAUGCAUUAAGAAAAUAGAAAGUACAAUUCUUCGUGAUAAUAGUCCGCCAAAAAUCAAAGAAAAUUAUCGAUGCGAGUUUGAAGAAGUCAAUAAAUCGCCAAAGAAAUUGCCACACUACGCACUACCCCAACACUGCAAUCGACAACAACCGUUGGAGCCUCUUCAACCUAUACAAACGUCUUCCAAACCAAAAAGGAAAAAGUCACCCACUAAAAAGUUGUCAAAAGCUUCAAUGAUAAGUGGUGGAGUUGAACUUGUUCCUUUACUAGCCAAACGAAGAGAUGAGAGGCCGAUUUCGCUUUCAACAACAGACAUAACAAAAUAUAAAAUCAAUAAAAGUAGCUGGCAUGAUGGAGAUCCAGAAUACUUAAAUGAUCUUGAGCGUCAAGUUGUGCAAAAACAGAAAUUACGUCAAAUAUCUCAUGAGCGGGAUGUUGAAAGCAGCCGCUGCCACUUCAAAAACUUUGACAGCUUCUGGGGACGGCCUGGUUGUGGUGCACCACAAAAUAACAAAAACAAGCUUAAAUUGGACGAUUUGCUUUACAAUACGCCAAUGUAUCAACAUUUUUAA
Clunio marinus is the source of this 1407-nucleotide messenger RNA. NCBI's taxonomy places the organism in Eukaryota, Metazoa, Arthropoda, Insecta, Diptera, Chironomidae. The record is from the annotation of a GenBank genome assembly.